Molecule: messenger RNA, 1154 nt
Organism: Aspergillus campestris IBT 28561
Lineage: Eukaryota; Fungi; Ascomycota; Eurotiomycetes; Eurotiales; Aspergillaceae
Product: kinase-like protein
Exons: 4
Coding region: 103-1038 (311 amino acids)
Biological process (GO): protein phosphorylation
Cellular component (GO): cytoplasm
Molecular function (GO): protein serine/threonine kinase activity; ATP binding
Source: RefSeq, a predicted model, not a curated record
UUUGGGGUGUAUAGUCCAAUACCUAUAACCUAGCGACGGAAGGGCGCGUUUAAGUUGAACACAUCCGCCCCAACCAGCUAACCAAGGCCGGCCGUACCCAACAUGGCAGCUUGCGCAGUAACACUAGGCCGUCAACUUAAGGGCAAAGCAGGACUCUACACAAUAACGAAGCAAUUACAAGAGAGCGUUUGGCUAGCAACAGCCCAGAACAAGGAGACUGUCGUUGUGAAGAGCGUUCGGCAUUUUCGCCUACAAAAUGAAAGGGACGUUCUUCUUCGUUUCCAAUCCCAGUCUCCGUACCUCCGUCCCCUUCUCGAUGAAAUUGAAGACCCUCCAGGACCACCGGCUCUCAUCCUAAGACACCUCGAUGACGAUCUUUUGCAUGCAUCAAACAGCAAGAAACUCUCACGACUCGAAGUCAAAUAUGUUGCAAAGAGGGUCUUGGAAGCGUUAGCAAUAUUGCAUGGGGAAGGUUACGUCCACACUGACAUCAAGCCUAGCAAUAUACUAGUGAACUAUCGACAUAGUGGAGCUCGGUUUGGCGAUGUUCAGCUUGCAGACUUUGAAAGCACCGUUCACAGGGACUCUCCUUAUGCUCGUCGUGGAGACUCGAUUGGAACGCCUAUCUUUAGGAGCCCUGAAGCACAUUUAUCAAUGAGAUGGGGUACUGAAACGGACAUUUGGUCCUUUGGCACAAUGCUCAUAAGCUUGAUGUACGGGGAAGGGUUUCACAUCUUUAAGCCCGAUGUUUCACCAGAUGACGACGAAUAUGAACUCAAGAUCCUCAUGAAGCAUCAUCGGUGCUUCGGGCCAUUUCCCACAUCAUAUGAGCAGAUCGCCGACCAGGACCGAAUCGCAGCCCUGUUGUGGAUAAUGCAAAAUAGUCCGACCGAGACACUUAGACCCUUCCAUCUCACAACAGCGCGAGAAAUUUGCCAAGAAGACAAGGAAUUUGUGCUCAGAAUUAUGAAACUCGACCCGAGAGAUCGACCAACGGCCAAGGCACUUUUGGAGGACAGUUGGUUUGAUCAGCUCUGAAGCAAUCUCUGACUAUUCCUACAAUAUGUAUUCCCAAUAUUGUGUUGUCAUAACGUAUGUGAUAAGGGAAACUUUCCCUGCACCAUUUUUUUUCAACACUACCUACUGAAAAGAAG